Molecule: messenger RNA, 1310 nt
Organism: Nelumbo nucifera (sacred lotus)
Lineage: Eukaryota; Viridiplantae; Streptophyta; Magnoliopsida; Proteales; Nelumbonaceae
Product: Ankyrin repeat family protein
Biological process (GO): protein K6-linked ubiquitination
Cellular component (GO): BRCA1-BARD1 complex; BRCA1-A complex
Molecular function (GO): ubiquitin-protein transferase activity; protein binding
Source: RefSeq, a predicted model, not a curated record
ACACAGCCAUUUUUAACGGUUGACAACACGAAACCCUAGUUCUCUGAUACGCCGGUUUAAUACGUUGAUCGCCGUUGCAGUUUCGUUCUUAUGUUUUGGCGGGAACAGAAGUGAAGAAGCAAGCAUUGAUUGUAGAUGAGCUAUAUACUCUAAGAGCCAUGGAAUCUGAACCGUCCAACUAGAGAUUGAUGACUGAUCCGAACCAUCCAUUGCUAUUCCCUACCAGUACCAGAUGUUUUGUCUUGGCUGAUCUAAAUCUAAUCGGCCUGGCCUAAACGAAAACUAAACCCUACCGUUGCCAAAGCAGUGGACAAAUAGAGGGCUUUGUUUCCUCGAGUCUCUGUAGACUGUAGUCCGAGCCGGGAAGAAUGGGAAAUCCUCGGAAGGAUUCAAAUUCAGGUGAAGAUCUUCAUACCGCCGCAAGAUCCGGAGACCUGCACGCCGUUCAAUCCAUCUGCAGUUCUAACCCUUUAGCCAUCAAUUCAAGAGAUAAGCAUUCGAGAAUUCCACUGCAUUUAGCUGCAUGGUCUGGGCAGACAGAGGUGGUGAGUUAUCUCUGCAAGCACAAGGCUGAUGUUGGUGCUGCAGCCAUGGAUGACAUGGGUGCAAUUCACUUUGCUGCUCAAAAGGGUCAUCUGGAAGUGGUCCGAGUGCUUCUCUCAUCAGGGGUUUCUAUCAAAGCUUCCAACCGCAAGGGUCUGACACCCCUUCAUUAUGCAGUUCAGGGAUCCCACAUGGAACUUGUCAAAUAUUUGGCAAGGAAAGGUGCGAGUCUGAGUGCUAAGACAAAAGCAGGGAAAACCCCUAUUGAUCUUGCAAACACAGAGGAAAUACGCUUAUUUCUGGCAGAAUGUGAAGAAUUGUCAAAGAAAGGUAAGGAUCUGACAGAAAAAGGGAAAGCUGAACAAUCUACCUCGAAGGGAUCAAUAAAAGAUGAGGUGGUAGGUUCUGACAGUGAAGCUAAAGCUAAGCAUGACAACGAAGACAGCAAGGACAAAAAGGAGGCACGAAACUCUGAAGAAGCUGAGAUUGAAGAAAAUGCAUCAAAAACGAAAAAGCCAAGAAUUGCACUUAAUCAUCUUUUGGCCACAGAUGACACGGAAGAAGAGAACCAGUGAGCAAGGACUAUAGAGUAAAAGAUUUUUACUGCUGUUUCAGAAAGUUUCUGAAGCAAUUUCUGUUUUGACAGGUUUCUGAAGCUGUUCAUUGUAUGUUAUUUUGAUAACAUGUUUGAGGACAAUUAGCAACUGUUAAAGAGAAGUUGUAUAAGAAAAGAAAUUGUUACAGGAAAUGAUCAGCUUGUGUUAACU